CCAGGGGGGGCUACUUGGACUUGCUGCCGCGCAUUCGGCGCAUGCGCACUAUAGAAUACAGCUAAAACGACGCCAAAGAAAAGUGAAAUUUAAGUAUCGACUCAAUCGUGUACAUGUCGUUCCGACGCGGAUACCAACGUGGUAUCGAUGCCAUCGGUGCUUUGGAUCGACCCGCCCACCGCUACCGGACCGACUCUGUCCGGACAGCAGACAUGGCUCCGUGAAGCUGACACAUGGCAGCUAGAAGCCAUGACCAAAAAAAAAAACAACUCACUCAAAACCUGACCAUGUCUAAAUAGCAGCAGCUUCUACUAUUUUUUUCUUUUCUUUCCUAAAUUACUCCAACUCCGGCAAUUACGCACAGCUUCUAACCGGCUGUCAGUCCCUGUCAGGGGAAGAGGAGGCGCACUGCAACCCUCCGGUUUACUCUCAUCUGAUAUUUUGCUCCUUUUUUUUUUCCUCCUCUCCCCACAGUAAUUUUUUUUUUAAGUUUUCCCAUCUUCUCUAACAGAAGCUCAACAUGGGCGUCCAAGGCUUUCAAGAGUACGUAGAAAAGCACUUCCCCAGCGCCGUGGUGCCGGUGGAGCUCCAGAGGUUGGCCCGGGGCAGCUUGGUUGGAGGUGGCCGGCAGAGACCCCCCCAGACCCCCCUGAGGCUGCUGGUGGACGCGGAGAACUGCCUCCACCGGCUCUACGGAGGCUUCUACACGGACUGGGUGAGCGGCGGCCAGUGGAACCACAUGCUGGGCUACCUGGCAGCCCUCUCCAAGGCCUGCUUCGACGGCAACAUUGAGCUCCUGGUGUGCUUCAAUGGCGCCCUGGAGAAGGGCCGUCUCCACGAGUGGGUCAAGCGGCAGGUGAACGAGAGGCAGACCGCUCAGCAGAUCGUGAGCCACGUCCAGAACAAGGGCACCCCGCCGCCCAAAGUCUGGUUCCUGCCCCCGGUGUGCAUGGCGCACUGCAUCCGCCUGGCUCUCCUCAGGUUUCGCGUCGGGGUCGUCCAGAGCAUCGAGGACCACCACCUGGAAGUGAUAGCCCUGUGCAGGGAGAGCGGCUUCCACGGCCUGGUGGCCUACGACUCGGACUACGCCCUGAGCAACAUCCCGUACUACUUCAGCUCCCACGCCCUCAAACUGAGCCGCAACGGCAAGAGCCUCACCACCAGCCAGUACCUGAUGCACGAAGUAGCGCGGCAGCUCGACCUCAACCCGAACCGCUUCGUCAUCUUUGCGUCACUUUUAGGUAACCACAUACUGCCUGACGAAGACUUGGCUGCCUUUUACUGGAGCUUACUCGGCCCAGAGCAUCCGUUAGCAUCUUUGAAGGUUCGUGCCCACCAGCUCGUGCUCCCCCCCUGCGACGUUGUGAUCAAGGCUGUGGCCGACUACGUCCGCACCAUCCCAGACAUCACCGACCUGGAGACCAUCGCUAAGGACAUCUUCAAGCAGUCGCAGUCUUGCACUGAUGACAAAGUCGUCCGCUUCAAGAAGGCGGUGGCGUACUACUCUGCAGCCAGCAAACCCCCUCACUACCCUCCACAGUUAGUCAGACCAAAAUACGCGGGAGCGCCUGCUGCAGUGCCGACUCCAAACCUGCCUGACAUUCCACAGGUUCCACUGCCUUUAAAACCUGGGGUCCAGCACUCGUACCCAGAGCCUCCGGGAGAGAGCAGUUUGUCCGUGGACUCUGUGGAGCAAAACAGCUUCGGCAACAUUCCUCGUGAGGGGAGGCACACACCGCUGUACGAGAGGUCCUCUCCCAUCAACCCGGGCCAGGCCGGCAGCCCCAACCACACAGAGGCUGCUUUCUUCAACGCCUCCUCCACAUCCUCCUCCUCGGAGAAUGACGAGAGCUUAUGCACAACAGCCAAUCACGUUAGUGGCCAUAAGGAAGCGUGGGAGAAAAAUGGACACUCUGACAACACACCAGAGGGAGAUCUGGAGGACCAGUCCAAACCUGACCUCUGUGGUAUCUCCGCUACAAGCCCAGGGUCACAGGCUGGAGGUGUCCACAGCUUGAACGCACACAUCCCCUCCCUGCUCUCCAUGACGACAAGGAACCACAUGGACAUCACCAUCCCGCCUCUCCCUGCAGUGGCGCCAGAAGUCCUGCGGGUGGCCGAGCACAGACACAAGAAGGGCCUUAUGUACCCCUACGUCUACCAUGUUCUUACCAAGGGAGAGAUUAAGCUCUCUGUCACCAUUGAAGAUGAAGCCAACAAAGACCUGCCUUCGGCCGUGCAGCUGUUUCGACCCAUCCGUCAGUAUGUUUACGGAGUUCUCUUCAGCCUGGCAGAGGCCAGGAAGAAGGCUGAGAGAUUCUCCAUGAGGAAGAACUGCCUCCCUGAAUACGCACACGUCAUGGUCAAAGAGUGGGCAGCUUACAAAGGCAAGUCUCCGCACACUCCAGAGCUGGUGGAGGCUCUGCCCUUCAGGGAGUGGACUUGCCCCAACGUGAAGAAGCUGUGGCUGGGGAAGGCCGUGGAGGACAAGAACCGCCGGAUGCGGGCGUUCCUGGCCUGCAUGCGCUCCGACACCCCGGCCAUGCUCAACCCGGCCAGCGUCCCCACGCCGCUCCUCGUGCUGUGUUGCGUGCUGCGGUUUAUGUUACAAUGGCCGGGAGUAAGAAUUUUGCGUCGUAACGAACUUGACGCUUUCCUAGCCCAAGCACUUUCUCCUAAACUUUAUGAGCCUGACCAGCUGCAGGAACUGAAGAUAGACAACCUGGACCCACGUGGCGUCCAGCUGGCUGCUCUGUUCAUGAGCGGAGUGGACAUGGCUCUGUUCGCCAACGAUUCGUGCGGGCAGCCCAUUCCCUGGGAGCACUGCUGUCCGUGGAUGUACUUUGACGGCAAGCUGCUGCAGAGCAAACUCAUCAGGGCCAACAGGGAGAAGGCCCAGCUCAUCGACCUCUGUGAUGGUCAGGCUGAGCUGGCGACCAAGGUGGAGAAAAUGCGUCAGAGCAUCCUAGAAGGUCUCAACUUCACCCGACCCCCUCAUCCUUCUAUGUUUCCACCACUGCCGCCACCACCUCCUCACGGGGUGCCUUUCUACUCCCCCAACUGCUCCUUCUACCCUCCACCGCCGAUGAUGCAUCCCACGGGACGAGGCAGGGGGGUACCCGGACUUCAAGGAGUGUCGACACCAGGAGGGAAGCUUGAGAUUGCCGGCACUGUGGUGGGUCAGUGGGCUGGUACUCGACACAUCCGAGGCAGAGGAGGCUUCCCUGUUCAGGUGGUGUCUGUCGGUGGAUCAAACAGAGGUCGUCCCAGAGGUGUGAUUUCUACUCCUGUCAUUCGGACGUUCGGCCGAGGGGGGCGCUACAACUGCCGAGUCUUCAAGAGCCAGACGGCCUACUUUAACAAGCCUGCACAUAAGCCUGCUCAGACAUCUGGGCCCGAAGCAGUGAAAGACAGAAAGAAGACCAAACCGGAGGAGAAGAAGUGUUCGGCCACAGAGAACGGCUCGGCCGCGGAGAACGGCUCGGCCACGGAGAACGGCUCGGCCACGGAGAACGGCUCGGCCACGGAGAACGGCGUGGCCGAAGACAAAGAGCCGGAGCAGCUGAACGGCGACAAACGGGAGGACGGGGCGGCGUCCAGCAUCCAGCCUGAAAGUGCCUUUAGCAGCGAACCCAAGAUGUGCAAUACUAAUCCUCACUUAAAUGCACUAAACGUAGACAGCGGCUGUCGCGCAGACGACGGCCUAAUGGCCGCUGUCUUACAAAAAGAAGAGUAAGCCUAUUUUUCUAGAGAGGGUGGAGGAUGGAAGAUGGAACUGGUGUUAGGAAUAUCUGGAAAGUUUGGAAAAGCCUACAGUUAACGUACAUUUUUCAUCGAGGUGUAAAUGAGAUCCCUCUCAGUAAUCAGACGACACGCGACACUGCUAGUUAAAGGAGCUCUUCACUCCCUUGUCACCGAGACUUUUACACGUCUACACGAAAUGAUAAUUUACCUUUUCAUUAUUAGAAUACGUGAGCUUCAAGGAGCUUGAUUUGGAAACUGUUUCAGUUCUUAUAGGUUGAUAUCCUUCCUGCACGCAGGGGCAGAGUUCUCUCAUGGUACGGUUAUGAAUUUUGUGUUGUCACAGCAACCGCUUGAUGAAAACCUGAUGAGAGAAAGAUAGAAAGAAAGAAUGAAAUCUUCGGCUUCGGUCACCACUUUGAGUUCAGCUCAGCUCAAUGCAAAUUAAGUCAUUUAACUGUUAAGUUUUCAGGUUAACGGCUCUAGAGAGAGAGAGAGGAUAAAAAAAUAAAAAUAAAAAAACAAACCUUCUCAAAACGCUUCUGGAAUCAAGCGCAGGGCUGAACCGCUACAAACGAAAAACCUUCUGCAUGGUUCACAGUUCGCAAGCUGUGUAGUUAUUAUGCAUGUCGUCCUUUUAACUCCCAGCCUUCCUAGUACCAUGCCUAUUUGCAAAUUAACAAAAUGGCUAAUACCGGUGAAAGCCCAUAAAAAAGGUGUUAACUGUUAUUAACAGAUUAGUUCUGACCUUGAUUUAUUAUUAUUAUUAUUAUUAUUAUUAUUAUUAUUCUUUGUGAUAUUGACCUCUGUUGAAUAUAAUUAAAAGCAAGGAAUUAUUAUCUAGCCACUUUGAAAUAGUGUAUUCAUACAGUAUUGUUCUUUGUUGCUGUUCUGCUAAGUUGAAUAUCUGGAAAAAAAAGAAAAAAAAAACAUGCGAAAUAACAGCUUUGAUGAAAACCUCCCCUCCCGUAGCUGAAAAGUCCCACGUUCCACCCCCCCCAGUGAAGACGUCAGAGAUUCCCCCUUCGUUGUUGUUUUCGCACUCUUACGACCAGAAUCUCCUCCAGAAUCAGCAUUUAACAUUUCCACUUAAUUAUCCCGAAGCUUUUCAUCUUUUCAUCAGUGAUCACAGUAAUGGGGGUAUCCCCCCCGCCGCCCCUCCGCCCCCCACCCCCUCCUCCUUUCUGCAAGAGCUAAAUAGUAAUACCUUCUGUGUGAGUUGAUUAGACUUUCCUCCUAAUUCAUGAAUUGUAAGAGGAUGAACUGCUGUUGGGUUUGAUUGAAUGUUGAUGGAUUGUGAUGUGGUGUAUUUGAAGGCAACUUAGCAACAGUGCUUAAUAAAACUAUAUUCUUUUAGUA
Molecule: messenger RNA, 5100 nt
Organism: Mugil cephalus (flathead mullet)
Lineage: Eukaryota; Metazoa; Chordata; Actinopteri; Mugiliformes; Mugilidae
Product: constitutive coactivator of PPAR-gamma-like protein 1 homolog
Exons: 17
Coding region: 521-3736 (1071 amino acids)
Cellular component (GO): nucleus
Source: RefSeq, a predicted model, not a curated record